Molecule: messenger RNA, 615 nt
Organism: Lindgomyces ingoldianus
Lineage: Eukaryota; Fungi; Ascomycota; Dothideomycetes; Pleosporales; Lindgomycetaceae
Exons: 6
Coding region: 1-615 (204 amino acids)
Source: RefSeq, a predicted model, not a curated record
AUGGAGCCGGGAACAGGCCUCUUGAUUUUCCAGAUUGGCUGUCUCCCUGCUUCAGCCCUGCAGCUUUGCAGGCCAGCCGUCACCAGCAACCAGAGCCUCUGCACAUCCUUCACGACUCACAGCCAUCAUCGCCCCGCGUGUCCAAUUGUGGCUGUCUGCAUGCAACCACUCCCGCGAGGCCAGCAUACGAAUACCACUCCACCGUGCGUCCUCUCUGCCAAGUUGACCUACUGCUGCAACCUGGGCUGCUGGGCCUGGGCUGGGCUGACUGACUGGGCGGGCUGCAUGUCGGAAGUCGGGGAGGGAGCACACGCGCUAAAACAAACGGCUGUCACCUUGGGCCAAGUGUUUCAUGAGAGGGUUACACAGCCUAAUAACUUGCCCUCCGGUUCCUUUCUCCUCGCAAUAAGCAAGAUGAUUUCCAUCACGAACAAUCAUCACGCAUGCAUCCACCAAACAUUUGCCAAAUCAUGCAAAAAGCAGAUUCGGCGGAGAUUCGAUGCACCGCCGCCUAUUCCGCAGCACCCCCAGCCCCCCGUCAUCGCUUACAAAACGCCACCUCAUCUUCAGCUUCAUGUGCCCAGGCAGGCUGGCGUCCUUUGGCUAUUUUCGUGA